UCUCUCCCUCCCUCCCUCUCUCUCUCGCCGUGGGCCGUGACGUCAGUGUAGGAAGUCAUUGUAGAGCAACACUGGAGCGAUUAGCAGCUAAAAAAAAGAGAAAAGAAAAAAAGAGGGGGAGUGUGAUGUUGGAGGAGUGAGCAGCAGCAGCAGCAGCAGAAGCAGCAGCAGAGUGUAUAUCUCCUCUCAACUUUUAACACAAAGUUCAAAAUCCACGCAGAAACUGAAGAGGGACGCGCGUGGACGGCGACGACGCAGACUUUUUGUUUUUUUACACUCCUUUUUCCUGCGCUCCCUGAAUGUAACAUGUUUUCUGGACCAUAAAUCUCCUUUAAACGUGGAUUCUGGGUUUAUUUAUUUUUUUAAAAAUUACAUUUAUUCUAUUUUUGUAUUUGUUAUUUUGUUUCUCGCGAGGAGGAGAAGCUGCAUUUCCCUCGCGGUUGUUAUGAAGACGUCUUCACUGCUGCUUUGUUAACAUGGAAGGAUCCAGCGGCUCCAGUUUUGGGAUAGACACUAUUUUAUCCAGCAGCGCUGCCGCCGCCGCCGCCGCCGCCUCUAAUAACUCUGUAACUGGUAACUGUAACGGUAAUAACGCGCAGGUGCUGAUGAACGGAGGGGACUUCCAGCGGACAGCAGCGGACUUCAGGAGCCGGGAAACACCGUCACCAUGCUCGGACAUAGACACUGUGGGAACUGCGCCCUCCUCUCCCAUCUCCGUCACUAUGGAGCAAAGCGCAGAGCCGCAUCUGGUGCAGGACCUUCAGCAUCACCUCCACCAUCAUCACCACCACCUUCACCAGCCGCCGCUCUCUCCUCCUCCUCUGUCUCAGCAGCAGCAGCAGCAGCCGCUGGCCGGAGCAGGAGCAGGUGGAGCAGGAGGAGCAGGCUGCGCCCCGAGGACUGCCACCUCCUCCUUCCUCAUCAAAGACAUUUUGGGCGACAGCAAACCGCUGGCAGCCUGCGCACCUUACAGCACCACCACCACACUGUCAUCCUCCACGUCCUCCUCACCGCCUCCACCUCCCCACCACCACCACCACCAUCACCUCCAUCACCACCACAAACCAGAAAGUGCCACGGCUCCGGACAGCGGCUUCAGGCCCAAGCUGGAGCAGGAGGAGAGCAGGAGCAAGCUGGACAAGAGGGACGACAUUCACAGCGAACUGAAAUGUAACGGGACUACAGAAGAGGGAGACCGGGAAAUCUCCAGCAGCAGAGACAGUCCUCCGGUGCGCUCGAAAAAGCCGCGCAAGGCGCGCACGGCCUUCACGGACCAUCAGCUCAAUCAGCUGGAGAGAAGCUUCGAGAGACAGAAAUACCUCAGCGUGCAGGACCGCAUGGACCUGGCGGCGGCGCUCAACCUGACCGACACGCAGGUCAAGACCUGGUACCAAAACAGAAGGACGAAGUGGAAGCGGCAGACCGCGGUAGGACUGGAGCUUCUAGCUGAGGCAGGAAACUACUCGGCCUUACAGCGAAUGUUCCCGUCGCCGUAUUUCUACCACCCGAGUCUGCUGAGCUCCGUGGACAGCACCACGGCGGCCGCGGCGGCUGCGGCCAUGUACAGCAGCAUGUACCGGACUCCUUCCGCGCCGCACCCGAGCCUCCAGAGACCGCUGGUCCCGAGGGUGCUCAUCCACGGGCUGGGGCCGGGGGGGCAACCGGCGCUCAACCCGCUCUCCAACCCGAUGUCUGGGACACCGCAUCCGCGAUAAACAAGCAAACACACACAAACAAGAACAACACAAAAUAAACAACUAUAAACAAACGACAAGGACGCAGGACGAUGACCGGACCUGGUCCAACACGUGACGAUGCGGAGAACUGCACCGGAACCGCAGCAGGACUUUUUUUCCUUCAUCCUGAAAUGAAAGAGACAUAAAAAAAGACGGUUUUAAAAAAAUAAGGAGCUUUUAUUUAACAUUUAGGCCAAAAACAAAAGCCUAAUAAAGACUUUGAUUCUGGCUCCGGAACCAACGGAAUCGGAAUCGGACUGGACCGAACCGAACCAGGCGAGAGGACUUGCUCAUGUCUGAUUGUUUGUUUGUUUGUCUUUUGUACAAAUACACUUACAUUAGCAAAUAAACUUAUAAAGUUUAUUAGAUGGAGAAGUGAAUGAAUAAAGAAGUAAAUGAUACGAAAAAAAUGGAACUCGCAGACGCUUUUCUAUUCCACAAAUUUGAGUCAAAAUUUUAAACAGGAAAAAAAAGAAAACAUUAAGACAUUUAAAUAGUAACUUAUGGAUUGUUGUUAUUUAUUAUUGAUUAUCAACAGGGCACUGCAUUAUUACAUUAAGGUCAUAUCAAUUAAAUCGUACUUUCUUAUUUAUGGAUAAGAGCUAAAACGUCUAUUCAGUCACAUAAUAUUAAUUAUAAUAUUAAUAAUAUUAACAAUAAUAAUAAUAAUACAAGUGGUGACCCCGGUUUGCUCUUUUUAUUGGGGUGACAUGAUUUUUUAUGACAUAACUGGAUCAACGUAAACAAUUAGCUAUCGGAGCAUAUGGUGUUUAAAUGGAAGGAUGUUUAAUUUAUUUUUUUUUCCUCUGAGUGGUGAUCACAGAGCGGAGGUCACUGCCUCCAUGUUUCCUCUCCGUCUUCGGCGCAUACAUAUGGAUGAUAACGCAGCAGCUGAUCGGUGCCGGUGGGUCGUGUGUGUGUGUGCGUGUGUGUGUGUGUGUGUGUGUGUGUGAGUGUGAGUGUGUGUCGGUGUCUCGGGUGUUUCGCUGGGAAUGCGGCCUUGGCUCAGCAGCUGUUCUCUGGGAGCAGCAGCAGCAGACAAUGAGCCUGAGUUUCUCAGCGUGUGAGCGAGAGCAGGAGAGGAAGAAGAAGAAAGAGGAGAGAAGAAAAGGGAAAGAAGGGAGAGAUAAUCUGCUCACAGUAGCUCUUGGUGUGAACUUGUUUCUGGAAGUUUUAGGAUUCAUUUAUUCCUUCAAAUUUAACAACAAAUAUCACUUUUUGUUGGUGCAUCCUGGUCCCUUUGCUUCACUUUAAUGAUCUAUUUUAUGAUUUUUCCGUCACUAAGGAUUUAAAGACGCUGCUUCAACAUGAACAAACACUGACCCGGACAGAAAUUAAACAUGAUCACAUUCUUUUGUGGUUCUUAUUUUUUAUUUUUUUUUAUUUAUCCUCCUGCAUAUAAGCGCGCGCACCCAGGAGAAUAAACCGAGGAGGCUCUGCGUGUGAAUUAGCGCCUCGGGGCUCGUUUCUUCUUCUUCUUCUUCUUUGAGCUAAAUCGACUUUUUCUGCUUCAUAAAAAAAGAGAAGGAGUCCAAACCUGUAUAUUAAAUUAAUUAGAGUUGUCAAUUUCAUUUUUUUAGUGUGUUUUUGCACAUUAUUUGAUGAUGAUGCUGGUAAUGCAGUUUUAACACUGCAGAAACCCACAGUGCGCAGUAGUAAUAAUGUCAUGUGUUUGUGCAGCAUGUAAACAGAGGCUUAACUGUAUCCGCCGCUUCCUAAUACUGGGAACACAUGUUAACGGAGCCCUGUGCAAAGCCGCCUGCGUGCACGUCAGUCACCGCGUGUAGACUCACAAACCCCGGUGCUCCCACAUUUCACAACAGUUGCUGCGCUGCUCGUUCAGCAGCAAUAAUGACAACGCGAUACAAUAUAAUGUACUUAUUUUACAGAGAGAGACAUCGGAAAUAAGCGGUUUGUGGAUUAUACGGAGCGACACCGUGCGCCAUGGCGCACAGGACGCGUCUGGAUCGGGAGGAUGAAACUUCCCUUUUCCAGCUUUGAUUGCAAAAGCACACAUGUACUGUAUAUAUAUACACACACAUGUAUUGUGUAGUGUCGUAAAAUAUUAGCCUAACCAUAUUGACCCUACAGCUUGUGCACAUUCACAGCAGCAGUUGUACAGCAGUGGCCCGACGCGUGUUGUGUUCAUAUGCAUGACUUCUACACGCCAUUAUUUAUUUAUUGCGCUCUGCGGGUGGGGAAAGGAAAGGAAAGGGAGGGGGUGUUAGAGGGUGGCGGUGGUUGUGCGGGCUGUUUUCCAAUUCAUUAAUAAUAAGCCACACAUACAUACAUGCAUGCAUGCAUUCAUAGAUACAGCAACGGUGAAUUAAUAGGCUUCUGCUGCAGCCGCCACCACACUCUCUUAUACCCACUAAUUUCAGGCCGUGCUUUUUUUCACCCUUUUUCCUCCAGCAUAAAGGUGCAGAUUUGAGGCGCAAAUGACUGCGUCAAGUAGUUUAAAGUCGCCCACAGUGAGUGUAAAUCACGACGGGACCAAGGAGGCUUGAUUUACAUGAGUUAUUUUUUCACAGUUAGUAAAAUAUUACUAUAACAUAUAUCAUUUAUAAAA
Messenger RNA from Solea solea (common sole), 4305 nucleotides. It is a transcript of the gene barhl2, whose product is annotated as BarH-like homeobox 2. Gene Ontology annotation, biological process: regulation of transcription by RNA polymerase II. Bases 477 to 1715 code for a protein of 412 amino acids. Gene Ontology annotation, molecular function: DNA-binding transcription factor activity, RNA polymerase II-specific; RNA polymerase II transcription regulatory region sequence-specific DNA binding. Lineage: Eukaryota; Metazoa; Chordata; Actinopteri; Pleuronectiformes; Soleidae. The transcript is spliced from 3 exons. Gene Ontology annotation, cellular component: nucleus. The record is from RefSeq and is a predicted model, not a curated record.